Messenger RNA from Acyrthosiphon pisum (pea aphid), 4304 nucleotides. RefSeq lists its product as uncharacterized. The record is from RefSeq and is a predicted model, not a curated record. The coding region runs from base 280 to 2517 and encodes 745 amino acids. NCBI's taxonomy places the organism in Eukaryota, Metazoa, Arthropoda, Insecta, Hemiptera, Aphididae. The transcript is spliced from 7 exons.
AUCGGUCAUGUGCAAGUUACUUACAACAUUUCAAAUGGCUACAGUAUAAGUCGAUUUCGUACAACAUUUUCAUUCGGACUUUUCGAAUUUUUUGAACCAUUUAUUAUUGCCUCGAACGCCCGUCGAUCACGUCUUCGACACACACGAAGUCAACGUCUGCGACCAUACUUGGUCAACGUAUUUAUUUUUCUUUGUAUUAAUUUUGAUUUUACUACUAUGUCCGAAUCAGCUCUCUCGGUGGAUACAAUAUCCACUGUCAUUUGAUAUUAACCCUAAGAGAUGGAUCAAAAAAAUCCACGACCAAGCUGUUGUAUCUCUUCUGCGUUUCCUACACCGACGGCAGUCACCUGUCAAGUACAAACAACUCAAAUGGCGUCUACAAUAAUUUCCCCACCAACCAAUAGCUAUGUGCUGACGUCUAGUAACCUGAGACCUGUUACCAACUACACCCUCGUUGCUAGUUCACAGGUACCCGUCACCCAACAGUAUGUAGUCCAGUCAAAUACUCGAACAACUAUACCUCAGUAUGUGAACACAAACAAUGUUAAGCAUAUCGUGUCGCCCAGCACUCAACAGUCAAAUGUUACUUACAUGUUGCCAUCUGGUGCUCAUAUUGUCAGGAUGAACAAUGUUGUAACCACCACUGUAGCCGGAGAACAAAAACCUAAUGCACAAUACAUUUUAACAUCAAGUACUCAAAAAACAAAUUCUAAUAUUAAAUCACCUUUAGGAACACAAUCUUCUAUAACAAGCCUUUCAAUUGACACCAAAAACAAUUCUGGGUCAAGUGUUACGGUGUCUAGAACAGUUAGUGUUACCACAUGUACAUCUCCAAUAUUUCAAAGGACUGGUGUAAAUUUUCCUAGAUUGAAUGCUACAUACUACAGCCAAAUAAAAGGCAAUGACACAACAAAAAUUUCUUUUCGACCUAAGCUGAAUGAACAAAAACCUGGCACAAGUUAUAUAUUAACAUCAAAUGAUUGGUCCCGCACUAAAAAUGUCCCCAUAUCAAGUUUACAAAAAAUUAAUACAAAUUAUAUGCAAAUACCAUUAAUUCAAAAGCCUGGGACUGUAUUAUCUACUAACACUUUAAGAUCUAAUGUUGAUACUCAGCAACAAAAAUCUCAGCAUCAAUCAAUUCGUUCAGUAAUUUUGCCAUCAAAUUACCGAACGACUGUUUCUCCACAGCAAGGCUCUGAUUGUAAAUUAGUUCUAAACUCAAUAAAUGCAACCCAAGGAAUUAAUUCAACUGAUAGUAAACCUAGCACAUCAAGUACUCCAGUUUCAAAUAUUCAACAGCACAAUACAAAUUAUAUGCAAAUUCCAAUAUCUCAAAAACCUGGAACUAUACUUACUCUUAAUAAUUCACAACCGAAUAUCGAGAAUAAUAUACGAAUUGGACAACAUCAAACUAUUCGAUCAGUUAUUUUACCAUCAAACUAUCGAGCAGCUAUGGUAUCAUCCCCACAAAGAGGUGUUGAUUAUAGAUUAAUAUUAAAACCUGUAAAUAUUCAAUCACAAGUAAUAAGAAAUUUGCCACCUCCUCGACUUCCAGGCCCACGAAAUAAUUCACCACGAAAUGCAUCCCCGCGACAAACUACACAACGACAGACAUCACCACGACAAAGUUCCCCUCGGCAAAGUUCCACACGACAAAGUUUACCAAGACAAACUUUACCGCGACAAACACCACCUCCUGUACGUCCAACUUCAUUCCCUACCCGUAUACCUUUUACUCGUCCAUCUGUAUCUAGAAUUCAUAGUGAAAUAAUUGCUAAUUCAAAAAUUUUUCCAAUUCCACUAAGUAAAAGAAAUAGCCAUUUAGUUAUUACAAAGAGAUCUAUACAAAUUUGUAUGGAUGAAAUCAAUAGUAAAUGUAAUAAAGAUAAUCCAAAUCCAGACUUAACUGAUGAAGCAAUGAUAACUGUGCAAGCUGAAGUUACUUAUAGGUUAUUUUAUUUGUUAAGGGAAUGUAAAAAAUUUCUAAUAAGAAGUCGUUCAAAUAUCUUAACUGAAGAAGCUGUAAGACAAGUAUGUGCUGAAUAUUUUGGUACAUUUUUUGGUAACAAAUUGUGGCCAUUAUUCUGUUUAAAACGAACUGAAGAUGGUUUAUAUUCUGAUAAUGAAGAAAAUAGAGUUUGGAUGAGAAAACAUAAUAAUGUUAAUCUUAUUGGGUGGUUAAAACAUCCAAAAUUUCGUAAUCCAAGUUACGUUAAAAAACGUCCUUUUGUGAAUUUGAAAAACACAAAUCCAUUAUUACCGAAAGUAGAAAAUAUUUCUGAAAAUCUAUUUGAACUUGGGUUACAUAAUCAAACAAAUCAAGAAUUCACACCUCAGACAUUUUUUCAAUCUUCAUCUAAAAGUCAAAUAACAAUUAAUAAAAUAAUUUCAAAAACACAUGAAGAUGAAUUUAGCCCAUCAUCGCAUAAGUUUAUGGACAUUCCAAUAGAAAAUGAAAUGCUUUCUACAAGUAAACAAAUACCAUCAACAAUAUUUCAGUCGCGAAAAACAGAGUAAUACAGAAUAUAAUUGUGUAUCAAAAUGUUUUAAUUUUAAUACGUAUAAAAAAUUAACUAUUGUAAUUUUAGACUCUGAUUUAUGAUGAAUAGGUUUAAGUAUAUGUGUUUUGACAUUUAAGUCAUUACUAGUGAGUUCUACAACUAUUAAGAAACGUAUAUUAUUUGAUAGUAUCAAUAAAAACCAAAUUAAUUAUUACAUACAGACAGAUAUCAUAAAUGUUUUAAGUCUAAUAAUCAUUUAAAUGUUUAAAAUAUCUACCUAGUUAAAUAGAACACAAAUAUCCAAUAUUAUUAAUAUCUAAAAAUAUUUUCACACAAACUUACUUCAUUAAUGUAAACAAUAAUAAUAUUGGUCUAUGUAUGAUGUUAGAAAUUAUUGAUCAUUGUAUUGUAUUAUUCAAAACUUCAAACAAUAAUCGCUUCUAUCUUUUAGUCCAAUCCUAGAUUUAAAUAGCUUAUAAAUACAUUAUUUCAUAUAAAUUAACAAAAACCUAUUUUUAUAUAAUAUUCAAACAAACACUUUUUUAUGAGUUUUAUUUCAAAAACUUAAACUAGAUUUUUUAAUGUCUUAUGAAAUUAGAGUUUAUACAAUGCAAUUUCAAAAUAUUGAAUAUUCUAUUGCAAUACUUAAGUGUAAAAAAAUUGUUAAAUUAUUUAAAAAAAUAUAUAUAAUAUAUUCUGUGAUUUAUUUUGUGUGGAAAUAAAAUCUAAAAAUCAAUGGUGUGCAUAUCAUAUGUUAUUGAUUUAAGAUAAAAUAACUUAAACAUAAUAUGUUUAGAGUAAGUUUUGAAAUUCGUGUCUUAUUAACUAAUUUUUAAAAUAUUAACUAGCUGAAGAUUAAUUCAAAUAAUGUUCUUUGACUCUUCUUAGAUAGAUAUACAAAUUUACUUUUACAUUUUGUUGACAAUCAAUAUGAUGUUCCAUUAAGAAAUAUAGGCAAUAUUAUUAAUAUUAUUUAUUUAUAUAAUAUUUAUUAUUAAUAUUCAAAAAUAAGUCUCAACUUAUAACCUAUGAAUAAUUGAAGGAUAUAAUUUGAAAAAUAAAUUAACAGUAUGUUUCUAUUCUAAUUAUUGAUUACUUUGACUAUGGACUACAUUUCUUAAUAAACAUUUAUCUUAUUGUUUUAUGAAAAAAUUAAUUUUUUUUUUAUUGAUUAUCUGAUUGUCUAUGCUAAUAGUUCAUUUAUGAAUUGAUUAGUUCUAAAAUUUGUUUUAUGUGAUAAAGUUAUGUUUAGUGUAAAAACAUUACAUUUCAAACAUAAUAAUGGUAUCACUGUUUUCACUACUUAACAUUAAUAAUAUUUUGUCAUUCGUUUUUUACUCUUGUUAUUCACAAAAAUACAAUUAAUAUUUUGAUUGAUAAUGUACAAUGCGAAAAGUCAUUGCCUUAAAUUAAUUUAUAGUACAAUAAUUGUGACUCAUUAUUAUUAAUUAAUAUUUAUUGAAUUGUUGUUAUUAUUUUUUUAUAUAAAACUUACAAUAUCAGUCGCAAUAGAUGUUAAUACAUUUUUAUGUUUAAGAUUUAUUAUAAUUUAAGUAUUUAAGAAUUUCAUGAUCUCCUUGUUCGUUCAUGUAAUAUCAUAAUCAUUGCCAAUUUGUUUUAUUUUCUUGGUUGUUGUAAUUAUUUUUUAUUUUUUUUAACUGUGUGAUAAUAUUAUUAUAGUGUACCUACUACAAUUUAAUGAUAAUUUAUGAAUGUAUUUGUUUAAAAUUGUGAUUACUGAUUUAUGUAUGAUUAAGAAUGUUAAUUAUUAAUAAUAAACUAUUGUGAUUACUGAUUUAUAAA